Molecule: messenger RNA, 984 nt
Organism: Ostreobium quekettii
Lineage: Eukaryota; Viridiplantae; Chlorophyta; Ulvophyceae; Bryopsidales; Ostreobiaceae
Source: the annotation of a GenBank genome assembly
AUGGCUCCCCCACCGGCGAGAGAAAUUUUCGAUGGGAAGUAUGUUCUCGUCGAAGGGCGGGGCAAGAUCGGGGGCGGGGCCUACGGGGAGGUGUUCCUCUACCGCGACGCGGCCACCGGCGAGCUGGUGGCCGUGAAGCGGUGCCGCAUCGCGCCAUCCGAUGAUCCCGGAGAGCUGUGGGGAGAGCGGAUGGCCACCUGCGCCAUCCGCGAGGCGUCCGUCCUGGAGGAGCUCAAGCAGGCGGGCGGGCACGAGAACAUCAUAGGUUUCAAAGGGGUUAACAUGAUUGAAGAUCGGUCGUACAUGCUGCUGGCAUUCGAGUACAUGGAGACGAGCCUGUGCGACUUCAUGAUGGAGUUCCAUGCAAGAGAUGUUUAUGAUGGAAGGGUCCCGAAGGUGCUCCUGCUCCAAAUGCUGAAAGCUGUGAGCUACCUUCACAGCAGAAGGAUAAUGCACAGGGACCUAAAGCCAGCGAACGUGAUGGUUGACAGGGAGAAACUGCGCCCGUGUUUGCUCGACUUCGGACUUGCUCGAGGAUUCAAUCUUCCAGCACAGCGUUACUCACCGGAGGUAGUGACAUCAUACUACAGGGCCCCAGAACUGCUCCUUGGCGCCAAGCAGUACGACGCGGCGGUGGACAUGUGGUCAAUUGGGUGCAUCUUUGCGGAGAUGGUGAAUGGGGAGGUGCUGUUCCUCCCUAGAGAUGAAGAACCGCAAGAAUGGGCCAUCUUCAGGAUCAUGGGAGUUCCCGACAACUUGCCUCAGGUGCUGAAUUUGGAAGGAACCCCGAGGCCGAACUUCGACACCCGCCCGCCGAUCCCGCUCCAAGAAGUGGUGCCGCGCCUGAUGGCCGAGCCACACGGCAUUGACUUGCUAUCUCGAAUGCUGACGUACCCGCCUGGAGAGAGGAUAAGUGCGGACGACGCCCUGGAGCACCUUUACUUUCAGGAUCUGCCCGCGGACAUGCGCUUGGGAAUUUCUUGA